CGGUAGUGGGUUGUUUUCCGCGGCGGUUUGUAUCGCAAUAAUAUUAAAAUAAUUAGUAAACAUUUUUUAAUUAAUAAUUAAUAAUUAUUACAGUCAAUUGAGUAGUUGAGUAUUAAUUAAAUUGUAUUAUUGUGCAUUACUUUGGUCUGUUGUAAACUGCUGUAAUAGGUUGAUAUUGUAUCGUUACUGUUGUCAUGACGCGAUAGUUUUCGAUGGAAAAAUCCGACCAGGAGACGGGCACAGCCACUUUGGCGACACCAGCACUGUCGGUACCGGCAGCUGAUGUGAACGUGAACGAACAUCACGCAACCAAGCAAAAGCCGUACAAGCGGCAUUUUUUGGCUCUCUUGGAAAGAUGCGAAUUUUUACAGCAGGACAAUGAACGUCUCGUGCAUAGGAUUCAUCAAGUCACGAAACAGUUGAGACGAAUCCGGUUGGAACGAAAGUUUAUUAUGGAUCGAUUGGACACGCAUAAAGACAACUGGAGAGAAGCUGAAUUGAAAAUAGAUCUGGGAACUGAUUUACCUUUACCCGAAACUGUCAAUUUAAAAAACCAAGGAACUGUAGAAACACCAAACGGAAAAAAGAAUUUGAAUAUAAAAUCUACUGAAAAGAAAGAUCCUAAUUUGCCAAAAAGACCGGCAAAUCCAUUUUUCAGAUUUUGUCAAGAACAGAGGCCAAUUGUACUUGAUCAAAUCAUUAUGUCAGGUGAAGGAGAACCUACAAAACAAGAUCUUACUAAACGGUUAGCAAUAACUUGGAAUACUAUGGAACAUAAUGAUAAAAAAGUCUAUUAUGAUAUGUACGAGAAAUCUAAGGAAAAAUAUGCUGCAGAUAUGGAAGAAUACACAUUUAAUAAAUCUAUAAAUGCAGUUCAAACAUCCAAUUUCUCAUCUUCUCAAUAAAAAUUUCUUUAAUUAUGUAUUAUUUAAAUUCUGUGUUCAAAUUUUUAUGCUUGUACCUAUAUCCUAUGUAUUAUUAACAAACAAUUUGUAUAAAAAUGUAUUAUUGUAAUAAAAUAAGUAUUAUUUUUUAUAAA
Messenger RNA from Rhopalosiphum padi (bird cherry-oat aphid), 1039 nucleotides. RefSeq lists its product as uncharacterized. Gene Ontology annotation, molecular function: transcription cis-regulatory region binding. Bases 213 to 905 code for a protein of 230 amino acids. NCBI's taxonomy places the organism in Eukaryota, Metazoa, Arthropoda, Insecta, Hemiptera, Aphididae. The record is from RefSeq and is a predicted model, not a curated record. The transcript is spliced from 5 exons.